UAACAUCCUCACCUCCUCCCAGACUUCCAAGAACCUUGACCAGUGGCGCUCACUCAGAAGACCAAAGCCACAAUGUCACUGCGAGACUGCCAGGCGUGGAAGGAUGCUGGCCUCCCACUCUCAACCACAAGCAAUGAAGCCUGCAAGCUGUUUGAUGCCACCGUGACCCAGUAUGUCAAGUGGACCAAUGACAAGAGUCUUGGUGGCAUUGAGGGAUGCCUGUCAAAGCUCAAGGCAGCAGAUCCAACCUUCGCCAUGGGCCAUGCCAUCUCUAACGGCCUUGUGCUCAUUGGCACGGGAAGCUCCGUGAAGCUGGACAAAGACCUGGACCUGGCAGUGAAGACGAUGGUGGAACUUUCUCAAAGCCAGACUCUGACACCUCGGGAGCAGCUGCAUGUGUCUGCGGUGGAGAUGUUUGCCAAGGGGAACUUACCCAAAGCCUGUGAUCUCUGGGAACAGAUCCUCCAGGACUACCCGACAGACAUAUUGGCCUUGAAGUUUUCCCACGAUGCCUUCUUUUACCUGGGCCGCCUGGAGCAGAUGCGGGAUUCCGUGGCUCGAGUUUACCCGUUCUGGAGCCCUAAGAUCCCCCUUUACAGCUACGUGAAAGGCAUCUAUUCUUUUGGACUGAUGGAAACCAACUUCUAUGACCAGGCAGAAAAGCUUGCCAAAGAGGCUUUAUCUAUUGAGCCGACGGAUGCGUGGUCAGUGCACACUGUUGCCCAUAUACAUGAGAUGAGGGCAGAGGUCAAAGACGGGCUGGAGUUCAUGCAGCGUACUGAAGGCCACUGGAAGGACUCUGAUAUGCUCGCUUGCCAUAACUAUUGGCACUGGGCCCUGUACUUGAUUGAGAAGGGAGAAUAUGAGGCCGCACUAACCAUCUAUGACAACCACAUUCUCCCCAGCGUGCAGACCAGUGGCUCCAUGCUGGAUGUGGUGGACAGCUGCUCCAUGCUCUACCGUCUUCAGAUGGAAGGAGUGUCUGUUGGCCAGCGGUGGCAGGCUAUUCUACCUGUGACCAAGAAACACACUCGAGACCACAUCCUUCUGUUCAACGAUGCUCACUUCCUGAUGGCCUCCCUGGGUGCACAGGACCUCCAGACCACACAGGAGCUGCUGACUACCCUUCAGGAAGCCAGCAAGUCCCCAGGGGAGAACUACCAGCACCAGUUGGCGAAAGAUGUGGGGCUGCCCCUGUGCCAGGCCCUUGUGGAGGCCAAGAAUGGGAACCCUGAUCGAGUCUUAGAACUGCUCUUGCCAAUCCGCUACCGAAUCGUCCAGAUUGGGGGCAGCAAUGCCCAGAGAGAUGUCUUCAACCAGAUGCUGAUUCAUGCGGCCAUCAACUGCACCUCCAGCGUCCAUAAGAAUGUGGCCCGGAGUCUUCUGAUGGAGCGUGAUGCGUUGAAACCCAACUCACCUCUGACUGAGCGGCUUAUCCGCAAGGCAGCCGCUGUCCAUCUUAUGCCGUGACCAAGGCCAGAUCCUUGGCCUACAGCUCAGCACUGACCUCCUGGCAUUAAGUUGACUAGCUGGUUGGGUUAUUAGGAUUGGGAAAUAGCUGGGCUUACUUGUCAGAGAAUGAUGUUAAGUCCUGAGCAGACUUCUCCAAAUCAAAAUAGUUUGGUAGAAAGAGGGGAUGCAAGUUAAUUUUGAGUGGUGUUUGGAAUUUCUCUUAGGGCCAACAAGCAUUUUUUGGCCUCCAGAACCAAAGCAGUGCUAUUAUUUGCAGAUGCCUUAAAACUGUAUUUUCUUGUUCUGAGGCUGCAGACAGAGGUGUGCCCCCACCCAUGCACACACCUGGUACUAGUGAAACCUUUUCAUUUAGUUUUCCUUAUAGUCUACAUAGGUCCUGCUGUCCCAUUUCCCUGGCGGGGGGGGGGGGGGGGAAUUCCAGUGAGCUGCCUUGGGUCCUAGCAGAGGCUUUUCCUUUUUUAGCAGGAGAGGACUCUGCCUCACUGCCUUUGGUUGUCAGCCCCAUACAGCUGCACCUGCCACCAUCCCCAAAGAUGAGGGCAAAGAUGGCUUCUGUCUCCCUGGUGGAUUUGGUGGUGACAGCUGGAGCUCCUCUUUAAACUGCACACAGGACUGAAGCUUGAGGGAUAUAGCUUUCUUGGGCAACUCUGAUUCUUCUUGUAUCUGUGGGUCUGAGACCCCAGCUUGGGGUUGCUCUGUUGUGGCAAAUAACUGACAUGGCCGCCACAAGAUUUAAGCCUAUCUGCUGCUUCUGCGACAGGGGCAUUCCUCCAGGAAGUGCUGAUACAGUCUUGCUGCUGUCCUCCAGAAGGGGCGGUGCAAGUGCAGAGAUGCUCCUCAGGUUCCUUCAGUGCCCACUUGUGCAGGGACUGAUGGGCAUGUCUCCCAGAAGAAACACAGAGGUGUCCAAACUCAUGAGCUUUGCUCAAUCUGCUCAGAGUCCCUGCAGUCUGCUCAGGCCUGGACAGGUUCUGGGCAUUAAAACAAUUUAAGUCAAUCCUUUGACUACUCACUCCUAUGGCCACCUCUGAACCAGGUUUGGGUUGGGCCCUGGGGAGAUGGGCUUCUCCUUUAAUUUUCACUGGGUGGGGCACCAAGUCAAGAAAUUGUGUAAUUGCCAUAGGGUUUUAAGAACUACUGUCUCUAAAAUAAAAAUUAUAUUUAAAAAAAAAAGGAUGGGGAAGGGGGCUACAGCUGGGAUACAAAAUGAAUAAACUGUAAUUAAUAAAAAUAAAAUAAAAGAACUACCAUUUCCAUGUCCAGAAA
Messenger RNA from Psammomys obesus (fat sand rat), 2739 nucleotides. RefSeq names its product tetratricopeptide repeat domain 38 (gene Ttc38). Lineage: Eukaryota; Metazoa; Chordata; Mammalia; Rodentia; Muridae. The record is from RefSeq and is a predicted model, not a curated record. The transcript is spliced from 14 exons. Gene Ontology annotation, molecular function: protein binding. Bases 73 to 1470 code for a protein of 465 amino acids.